GGCGGCGGCGGCGGCGGAGGCCGAGGCGCCGGCGUCGUCGUCGUCGUCCCCUGCGAGACGUCUGACGCUUCACAACACGAUGACGCGGAAGAAGGAGCCGUUCGCGCCGAACGACCCGGACGACAAAAAAGUCAGCAUGUACGUCUGCGGCGUGACCGUGUACGACUACUCGCACAUCGGCCACGCGCGCGUCUACGUCGCGUUCGACGUGUUAUACCGCACUCUGACGCGGCUCGGGUACGACGUGACGUACGUCCGUAAUUUCACCGACGUGGACGAUAAGAUCAUCAAGCGCGCGAACGAGAACGGCGAGGAAUGCGACGCGCUCGUGGAGCGGUUCAUCGCCGCGUUCCACGAGGACAUGAGCUCGUUGGGGUGCCUGCCGCCGACGAUGGAACCGAGGGCGACGCGGCACGUGGACGACAUCCUGCGGGUUACGGAGGCUCUCGUCGAGAAGGGACACGCGUACCCCGCGGAGGGAGGGGACGUGUACUUCAGCGUGGACUCGCUUCCAACGUACGGUAAGCUGAGCGGGAGAAAGCUGGAGGAUAAUCGCGCGGGCGAGCGCGUCGCGAUCGACGAGAGGAAGAAGAACCCCGCGGAUUUCGCGCUGUGGAAGGCGUCCAAGCCAGGCGAGCCGUCGUGGGCGAGUCCGUGGGGAGAGGGGCGUCCCGGGUGGCACAUCGAGUGCAGCGCGAUGAUCGACGCGACGUUCGGGGGGAAGUCGAUCGACAUUCACGGCGGCGGGCAGGAUCUGGUGUUCCCGCACCACGAGAACGAGCUCGCGCAGUCGACCGCGUUUUGCGGCUGCUGCGACGACGCGAAGGACGCGAAGGACGCGCCGCCGUUCGUGAAAUACUGGGUCCACAACGGGUUCGUGAAAGUCGACUCGGAGAAGAUGUCCAAGUCCUUGGGGAACUUCUUCACGAUCCGCGAGGUCACGGCGAAGUACGACGCGACCGCGCUGCGGUGGAUGCUGCUCGGGACGCACUACAGAGCGGCGAUCAACUACACGCAACGCGCGCUCGAGGAAGCGUCGGAUCGGCUGUAUUACUUGUACCAGACCUUGUCCGAAGCGUCGGACGAAACGGAAACGGCCGUCGGUGCGGCGUUAUCGGAUGACUUGAACACCCCCCUCGCGAUCGCGUCGCUGUCGUCGCCGCUCAAGCUUCUGAACGACUUCGUCUCCACGAAGAAGGGGAAGAAAGCCCAGGGUAGGAUCGCCGCGAUGAAAGCGCUCGUCCGCGCCGUGACGGAGACGUUAGACGCGGUCGGUUUGCCGAGCGCGAAGGCGGACGCGGUCGACGUGCUCGAGCGGUUGCGCGCGUUGACGCUGACGCGCGCGGGGCUGAGUCGGGAGGACGUCGACGCCGCGGUGGCGGCGCGAAAGGCGGCGAGGGAGGCGAAGGACUUCGCGGAGAGCGAUCGCAUCCGGGACGAGCUCGGGGCGAAGGGCGUGGCGCUCAUGGACGGCGGGAGCCAGGUGUGGCGGCCGUCGCCCGUCGUCGCGGAGGAGUAGAGGCACGCGACGAGCGUCGAGUCGAGUGUCGUCGGUUUGAUGUCAUGCGAGCACAGUAGUU
Messenger RNA from Micromonas pusilla CCMP1545, 1580 nucleotides. RefSeq lists its product as uncharacterized. The transcript has 2 exons. The record is from RefSeq and is a predicted model, not a curated record. Bases 80 to 1519 code for a protein of 479 amino acids. Gene Ontology annotation, molecular function: ATP binding; cysteine-tRNA ligase activity. Gene Ontology annotation, biological process: cysteinyl-tRNA aminoacylation. Gene Ontology annotation, cellular component: cytoplasm. NCBI's taxonomy places the organism in Eukaryota, Viridiplantae, Chlorophyta, Mamiellophyceae, Mamiellales, Mamiellaceae.